Moesziomyces antarcticus is the source of this 3282-nucleotide messenger RNA. RefSeq lists its product as uncharacterized. The record is from RefSeq and is a predicted model, not a curated record. NCBI's taxonomy places the organism in Eukaryota, Fungi, Basidiomycota, Ustilaginomycetes, Ustilaginales, Ustilaginaceae. Gene Ontology annotation, molecular function: DNA-binding transcription factor activity, RNA polymerase II-specific; zinc ion binding. Gene Ontology annotation, biological process: regulation of DNA-templated transcription. Bases 1 to 3282 code for a protein of 1093 amino acids. The transcript has a single exon.
AUGCCCGCAGAGAGGCACGCCUCUCAGCAUCCACGCCACGAUGAGCUCGGCAUCCCACCAACAAAGCACGACCCCGAGCUCGACAACGGCGACGCAGACACUCCCAAAAAGCAGACCGCUCGUCGCAGAGCCUAUGCAAAACGAAGCUGCCUCAAGUGCCGCGAGAAAAAGGCCAGAUGCGAACUGCCAGAUCACAGCCUCACCACACCUUCCUCCAUGACGCCACUCUCACACAACAUGGCCUGCCACCGAUGCAAGGUGCUCUCCCUCGACUGCGUCGUAUGGGACGGUGACAGAAAGCGUCGUCCAAAGGUACAUGCAUCCGCCUCCACCUCCGCCUCUGCCUCUGCCACACCGGCCCCCGUAAAGUCAGAACCCAGCUCCUCCCGUCUGCCUUCCUCCCCGCCACGCAGUCCCGGAUCGCUCGAACAGCUCGCCGCCGCAGCAGCUCACCUCUCCGAUCGAAACACCGCCUACGACGAUCCACCAGACAUGUCGCCCCGCGGCCCCGCCUCCUCCAACGACGCUUCCAGCUCCCGAGAAGCCGCCUCAACCCUUGCCUCGGUCCAAUUCUUCAACCCCAUCGCAGAGGACGCAUCAACACCCUCCUCCGUCGCUUCCCCUGCAUCCUUGCGUGGGCCCGACCGCUCCCACUGGUCCACCAAUCCAUCCGCAAGAGACCCCGCAAGAUCCCCCGCCGAUCGCAAGCCUGGCUUUCCCGGCUCCGCCCCUUCCCCCUCCACCACCACCGCCUCCUCCUCCACCCCCUCCAAGGUGCAGCCUCCCGGUCGCACCUGGACCUCGCUCUGGAGACCCCUCUCGGUGCUCAUCGACUACGCCGCCCAACAGCCCAGCUUCACCACCUACCUCCUCUGCCGCAUCGAUCGCUCGCUCACCAACAUCGACAUCCUCGACCUCAUCCCGCGCCACACCCUCGCCCACCUCAAGCCCUUCCUCAAGCCCUACAUCCUCUGGCAUCCGCACCUUCCCAGCCUCGACCACAUGUACAACGAACACUGCAAGCGUCCCACCGUCUCCAGCGCACUCCUCCUCAGCUCCAUGUGCCUUGUCGCCUGCCGCCACGCCAUGCCGCUCACAGAUCCCCUCCCCGUCAAACUCUCCACCCUAAUCGACCAGCUCGGCACACAGAUCCUACUCUCCACACCCAGGGACAUGUACACCGUACAGGCGCUCGAGCUUCUGCUCGCCCACGAACCUUCCCUCGUCGGAACCAGCGUCGCCGGCUCCGCACAGGCCGAGCGCGGCAACGGCCUUCUCGGCGAGUCGCUCCUCGCCGCCGCCCUCACCAUCGCACGCGGCCUCGACCUCGACAAGGCCAUCGACAACCUCGUCGAUCUCUGCAACAGGCCCGCCCCUUCGGAUGACAGGCACGCCAAGCAACGCCGCGAUCUGCUCGCCAAGCACGCCGCCGGCGCUUCCAUCUGGCUCAGCCUCCGCAUCUGGGAGGGUCACUUUUCCUUUGUCAACUCCACCGUGCGACCCAUCGAGCUCGGCGACAUUGUCGACAAGGCCGACGUCAUGGUCGCCAUCGACAACGACGGCCGCAAGAUCGAACGCAGGGACCGCGAUCCCUUCCUCACCACCGAAAAGCGAUUCCCAGGUCUCGACGAGGACAGCAUCCUGCGCUCCGCCGGUCGCACCGGCCUCGUCUAUCGACUUAAAGCCAUGGCGCGCUUCCAGGACACCAUCGCUGGCAUGUACAGCAUCCUGGCCAAAGGCGCCAAGCAGCCCACCCCGCCGGCUCUCAUCCCCACUACGCAACAAACUCGCCAGGAGCUCCUCGAGCUGCUCACCGACUCGUCCAACCAACAGCUGAUCUGGCAAAGCGCAAAGCACCUCGCUUUCAGCCCCUUUGCUAGUGUCAGACCCGCCUUGCUGCUCGAAGACUGGGCGACCAUGGAGUCGUUUUCACUGCAGGAGCUCUUGCCGUGCCUCGCCAUCUGUGCCUUCAUGACGGGCGAGCUCAACCGCGGCUUUUCCGCCAACGAGAUGAUCGAAGGUCUUCGCGUCGAUCAGAGCUUCCGCGACCAGUCCACCUGCAUCUCCGAAAAGCGCGACGUCGAGACGUACCACAUGCUCAGCGCCUUCCACCUCUUCGACCGCGGCCUGGGCUAUUCGCAGCCCGACAUCCUCACGCGCGGUCGCGUGCAUUCCAAGAUGCAGCGGGGCGGUGGCCUGUGGAUCGAAGCCACGGGCGCUCCACUGUUGCUCACCACGGCCUUUGCCACCGACGGAUGCAAGACGUUCCUCGAGAAGACGGCAUGCUCGCUCUACGGCUUUGACCAUCUGCCUGUCACGGCAGACAUGCAUCUCGUGAUGAUGAUCAACACGCGCUCGCGCCUCGAAGAGUGCGAUCGCAACGAGUAUCUGCCUCCGCUUCGCAAGCGUUCCAGCAUGCCGCCUCCCUCGCGUCGGCUGUCGAGCCUCACACCGGAUCUCAACGACAAGGAGGAGGCGGUGCAGGGCAGGAGCAUCUCGCAGAUCGGUGUCAUCUUCAUCGAGGAGAUGGCGCAGGGCAUGCAGAAGUGGAAGCUUGGUGCAUCGCUCCACCGCGCGAUUCCGUACCACUUCCGGAACAUCUUCGGAAAACAGCGAGCUGAAGCGGCGGCCCAGCCCAAAGGUCCCUCUCCAGGACAUCCCUCGAUGGAUGCGAGUCAUCCAGACGAAGCCUCUGUGCCGCGCAAGCUAGAUUCGAACAUGGCCGAGGGAAGUCUGAGUCAAGCGCAGUCGUUUUCGCACAACUUUCAGUCGAGCUUCGGCGCUGCUCCCCAACCAUCCGCCACGACUGCUUCGAGCUCGAAUGGGGGCAUGUUUGACAUCCCCACCUUUGACCUGUUUGGGCCGGCGAGUACGACCGACUGGACGAAUCACGUGCCUUGGUUCGACCCUAUCGACACGAGCGCAUCCAUGCCUGGGCUUGCGCAGCAGCCUGCACCGCAGUGGGAGGGGAUGGGGAUGGGACCGAUGCAGAAUACCUGGCCUGCACCCCAGAGGCAGCGGGUGGAUACGUUGCCGCCGCUGCAGUAUGCGGGUAUGCCGCCGCCGCCGCCGAUGCAGCCUCAGGCGCCGAUGCACGCGCAUGGCUAUCCCGCCCACGCGCCCACCCAUCCAGCUGCAGGCACGGCGUGGAAGGAUGCAGGCCAGACUCAUACCAACGGACACCAGCAGCAUCACUACAAUCACCACCGUCCCUACUACAAUCAGGCGCACCAGGCGCAUCAGCCACAUCAGGCCCACCAGCCACAUCAUGGCGGACGCUAG